AUGGCAACAGCAAAUAAUAAAGCAAGAUGUUUGGUAUGUAACAAAGAAAAAAAUACAUACAGUUGUAAAGGAUGUUCAAAUGAGUUCUGUUUUCCACAUUUGACAGAACAUCGACAAAGAAUCGAGACACAAUUAGAGGAAAUUAUUAAUGAUUAUGAUCAAUUUCAACAAGCAAUUGUUCAACAAAAACGAAAUCCACACAAUUCUUCUUUAAUUCAACAAAUUAACCAAUGGGAAACAAAUUCAAUUGAGAAAAUUCGACAAACAGCAGAAGAAUGUCGAGAAACAGCGAUGGAAUUGACACAAAAGUCGAUCAGUGAGGUAGAAAAAAAGUUUAGUAAUUUAUCUAAGAAAUUAAAAAAAAUUCGUGAAGAAAAUGAAUUUAAUGAAAUUGAUUUACAUAACUUUCAAUUAAAAUUAACACAAAUUACAAAAGAACUUCGUCAACCAUCAAAUAUUUCUAUUCAGCAAGAUUCACAAGAAUUUAUUAACAAAAUUUCAGUUAUUUCAUCAUUCGAAGAAAUUCAAAUAAAAAAGAAUAAAUAUCAACAAUUUGGAAUUACUGUUGCUGGAGGAAAUGGAGAUGGACAGGGAUUAAAUCAACUCUACUAUCCUUAUGGGAUCUUUAUCGAUAAUGAGAAAUCAAUUUAUAUUGCUGAUUAUUCGAAUCAUCGUAUUGUUAAAUGGAAACUGAAUUCGAAGACUGGUCAAAUCAUUGCAGGCGAAAAUGGAAUGGGAAAUCAAAAUAAUCAUUUGACUGCUACAACAGAUGUAAUUUUUGAUAAAGAAAAUAAUUCCUUUAUUAUUUCUGAUAUGGGAAACAGACGAGUAAUUCGGUGUUUUGAUCAAAAUCAAACAAAUCAACAAACUAUUGUUUCAAAUAUCAUUUGUUGGGGUCUAACAAUCGAUAAAAAUGGAUUUAUUUAUGUUUCUGAUUGGGGGAAUCACGAAGUAAGACGAUGGAAACAAGGAGAUAAACAAGGUGAAUUAGUUGCAGGUGGAAAUGGUCAAGGAAAUGAUCUUAAUCAACUUAACUAUCCUACGAAUAUCUUUAUUGAUGAAGAAUAUUCCCUUUAUAUAUCAGAUUAUAAGAAUCAUCGUGUAAUGAAAUGGGAAAAAGAUGCAGAAGAAGGAACAAUUGUUGCUGGUGGAAAUGGUCAAGGAAAUAGUCUCAAACAAUUGUCUCACCCUCGAGGACUGAUUAUUGAUCAUUUGUAUCAAAUCUAUGUGGCGGAUUGUAGGAAUAAUCGAGUGGUGCGUUGGUGUGAAGGAAAUGAAGAAGGUGAAAUUGUUGUUGGUGGAAAUGGUAAAGGAAGUCAAUCAGAUCAAUUGAAUCAACCAACAGGUUUAUCAUUUGAUAAUGAAGAGAAUCUUUAUGUUGUUGAUAAAAAUAAUUAUCGAAUCCAAAAAUAUGAAAAAAUUUGA
Adineta steineri is the source of this 1425-nucleotide messenger RNA. The record is from the annotation of a GenBank genome assembly. NCBI's taxonomy places the organism in Eukaryota, Metazoa, Rotifera, Eurotatoria, Adinetida, Adinetidae.